This is a messenger RNA of Aureobasidium pullulans EXF-150, 665 nucleotides long. RefSeq lists its product as uncharacterized. NCBI's taxonomy places the organism in Eukaryota, Fungi, Ascomycota, Dothideomycetes, Dothideales, Saccotheciaceae. The record is from RefSeq and is a predicted model, not a curated record. The transcript is spliced from 2 exons. Gene Ontology annotation, molecular function: fatty acyl-CoA hydrolase activity. Bases 80 to 634 code for a protein of 184 amino acids.
AAAAGGCCAUCAUCUGCCGGUGUGAAAAUAUGUAGUUUUUCUUUCCCUUAUACAGUCGAAACUUUUACACAUAGUGAAAAUGCCUAAUCCGAAAGAUACACCUAAUCCUUAUGGCCACCCUGUCUAUAAGAAUUGGGUGAGGCAAUCACCAGAGGAGAGGGUGAAGGGGUUGAUGAAGGCGCAUGGGACUGCUGCGGAUGAACCGCGCUUCAGCGAUCUCCUCUACCACCCCACAGAAGGCUCUCUCCCAGUAAAUCUGGUCUCCGUCACAAAAACCUCCCCAACAACAGCUUCCGCAAUCUUCACCUUCACAAUCCCCGCUUAUUACACAAACGGCUGGCUGAACAUGCACGGCGCAGCCCAAACACUAAUCUACGACAACCUGACCACCUUGGCUCUCGCGCCAAUCUCGAAACCCGGAUUUUGGAUGUUGGGAGGUGUGAGUAGAGUGUUGGAUGUCAAGUUUUUGAGACCGGCGGGGGUAGGGGAGAAAGUUACGGUGGAGGUGGAGGUUGUCCAUGUGGGUAGGGCGGCGGCGAGUUUGAGGGGUGUGAUGAAGGAUGGUAAGGGUAGGGUGUUGAGUACGUGUGAGCAUGACAAGAGUAAUAUUGAUCCGGAGGUUGCGAAGUUGUAGAAGCGACUUUUGAUAUGCAAUGUAGUUGUCC